Molecule: messenger RNA, 3048 nt
Organism: Biomphalaria glabrata
Lineage: Eukaryota; Metazoa; Mollusca; Gastropoda; Planorbidae
Product: purine nucleoside phosphorylase LACC1-like
Exons: 4
Coding region: 604-1863 (419 amino acids)
Molecular function (GO): copper ion binding
Source: RefSeq, a predicted model, not a curated record
GGAAUUUCCUUUAUUCAUUUCCAGACGACCAAAUUGUUUUUUUUCUCCCCUUCAUAAUAAAGUGUAGUUUUAAAAUGCGAGCAUUGUGCAUAGGACGGUAGUAUUCGUCAGUGUUAGAUCAUUUAAACAUAAUUUUCAUUUACUAGAUCUACAUCUAAAUCGAGAUUUAAUAGUUUUUGCGAGACGGAAAGCGUCAUUUAUGUCAAUAAGCGUUGUAACAUACAAUCAUAUCUAGAUCUAGUCUACAUCUAGAUCUCGGUUAGUUGUGAGUCAACACACCGUUACAGACUGUGACAGAUCUAUGAAGAGCAGACUACUCUAGAUCGACUACAUCUAGAUCUAGUUUUUUAGAAAUACAAAUUUUAUAUCUAUUUUUAAAUCUAGAUCUGUAAUAUAUACAAUUUAGAAAAUCUAGAUUAUAUUUAGAAUGUUGUACGUACACUAGAUCUAAUCUAGAUUCGAAAGUACAAGUACGCAUACUUCUAGAUUUAGAUUAUCAAGAGCUUAUCAUCUACUAAACUAAUGUAGAUCUAGUGUAGGGAAAAAAAAAGAAGAAGCAAAGGGACAUAACUGACGCCAAAGAUAUCUAGGUCUAUAUUCAUAAUGUGCAGAUUCUGUGAUAACAAAAAUAGGCCUUUAUUUAUCUGUGAAGACAAGAAGAAGCAAGCCAGUAUGAACGACAGCAUUAUUCUUGAUCUAGCCACAGACGCAUCAGAGACUACUAAAGAUUACUUGAUAACCACCUUGAGGGACAAGCUAAAUGGACACAAGAGACAAAAAAUCAUAGCACUUUGUGCCAGGGAGAUGGAGCUGACCUUACCGCAGUCCAUUGAAACUAUUAUCUCUACCGAUAACAUAGACUUGUGCUUCAAGGCAAAGUCUCUAAUGGAUGCUGAUAACAUCACUGACUUCGUGCUGGUCACAAGUCUGAUGAUGAAAAAGUACUGGGAGACAGUGUUCUUGCAUAUGUUUUCACAUGUUCACAACUGGUCAAUCAGAGGUGUAGAUGUCCCUAACCAGCCUUCCGGCUUGGUGCGCCCAGAAGUGGACUCAGUCGAAUCUAGUAUUAAAAAUUAUUUCAAAACAGUGGGGAACCCUGAUGAAGUUAAAAUCCUGAGAAGUGCUUUGAUACCUUCAGAUAAGUUUAAUGCAGGUUUUCAUGAGCGCUACGGUGGUGUUUCACAAUUACCUCCCAUUGCAUCUCUUAAUACAAUCUACACUAUGCGCAAACCAGAUUCUCAGUUAGCUAUUAAUGAAAACCGCCGUCGCUUAGGUCAAGCAGCAGGAUUCGAUCCAGAACAAUUAAAGGUGGCCAGAGUGGAACAUGGAAAGUCUAUAUGGGUUGUUGGGAAAACGCCACCUGCAUACUAUGAUGGCAUUGUGACCAAUAUGCCAGGGAUAACUAUUGCUGCACCUGGAGCUGACUGCUCCAUGAUUUUAUUAGCUGAUACUGUUACAGGUGCUUGUGGUGCGGUGCAUGCUGGAUGGCGUGGUACGACUCUCGGUGCUGUCAGAGCCUGUUUGAAAGCAAUGGUGGAUGAAUACCAGACAAAUCCAAAAGAUGUUGUUGCAGCAAUCGGGCCAACUGUUGAUGGCAAAUGUUUUGACCUGCCAGCGGUUGAUGCAAGUCCUGUACAUGAACUUGACCCUUCUUUCACCUGGCCGUCAGAAAGUAAUAUAGAUUGGGUUCAUGCAGAUCUAGUUAAAGCCAAUGUUAAGAUGCUAGAAUUAGAUGGUGUGCCGAGUUCUAAUAUUGAUACCAGUAAUGCCUACUGCACAGUCUGCAACAAACAGUUUUUCUCACACAGAAGGGAUGGGAUUCCCUUUGGUAAUCAAAUAGGAUUUAUAUCAUACAAGGCUUAGUAAAUAUUUGAAUUUUUUUUUUUUAAUUUUAAUAACCAUGAAGUAGAUAAUUUUUUUAAAAUGUGUAUAAAUUAUUUUACAACACAUCAUUACAGACAUUUCUUUGGUAUUGGGGUGUAAUGUACCUUGAUUUUUUACAUUUAGUAACAAUAAGUUGAACUUAUUUUUUUUUGUAAACUAAAAAUGUGUAUCAUUUUAUUUAAAUGAUAAUUAACAUUUUUCUUUCUUUUCAUAAACAAAAAUAUUACCUCAUUGUGUGAAUGAUGGCUACCUUGUGUUUUAAAUUGAAACAUAUUGUUUGAAUGAUACAGAAGUUAAAUUUUUUUUAUCUCAAGUUUUAUUUAACAGGCAGAAGAAAAAAAAGUCGGAAGAUUGAGCUUCAGCUUGUGUGAAAUCAAAAUGAAAAUUCUGUUUUAUAUUUGUGAUAUAAGUAGUUGCCAUUUUUUGUGGCAAAUUUAAAUAUAUAAAACAUGAACAAUUUUUUAUUUAUCAACUAAUGUUGUGUGCAUUUUUAGAACACUAAAUCUAUUCAGAUUUACCUAGUACAAUAUAUUAUUGUCAUUGUAUAUAUUGUUUUACCUUUUGAUUAGAGUUGUAUCACAAGUCUUUCAUACUAUACAUUCCAUUAUUGUCCUUAUUGCAAUAUAUAAACAUGACUUUUAAGAUUGAAUUAUUUGUUAUGUAUAAAUGUAUCAACUAUAUUAUAUAAAAGUUCAUAAACUAUUGAUUAGUUUAGUGAAAUUACAAAUCAUAACACUAACAAUUAUUUCAUUUAAUGUUGAAAUACUAAACUGGACACAAUCUAUAAUUGUAAAUAUUAAAAUUGUACUUAACAAACAUUUAGCCCAUUACAAUCGAGUGUUUUACAUAAAUUUAUUUAUGUUGUUACAGUCUAUAACUGUAAACCAUUUUUAACAUUGCCUGUGUAUUAAGAAACUUAAUACAUUGGAUGUAUGGAUGGUCAUUUUGUAUUCAUUUCUGAUAUUAAUAUAUUAAUACACUCAUGUCACCAUGUCAUCUUACAAUAGAGGGAUGUAAUUAUCUGUUGUUCUUUUUGUAAUAAUUUUUUUAUUUGUUCCUAAUAUCCUGUCCUUUUUUUUUUUAACAAUUUUACUUUUUUCAAAUGUAGAAAACAUAUAUGUAAGGUUUGAUUAUAACUUUAAUAAAAGAAACAUUAUCAUGUCA